GUCGGGCAUGAGGAAGUAAACAUGUGUAUCCUGCACCACGUUAGCAGAAGUAACGCACUGGGUUUUCUGCAGGUUUGGAAUUAAUUUGCACUUAAGAGCUGUUAAAACAGCAAAGGAAAGCAGUGGCCGAAGGUUAUGUUGUAACAACUCUUCUUUUUGUCUUUAUUGUAAGAAGACGUUAAGAAAUGGCGACGGCUGACGACUUGCAGUUUCAAGAGUUUGACAAUGCAGCUAAUUUACUAGCAGCAAAUCCUGAUGCCACUACAAUAUCCAUCAGAGAUGCUAGAGGAAAGGCAGAAAAGCGUGGUGCUUUGGGAGACCUGGGAAGAGAAGAGGAUGAUGAUUUGUUGGGUCAUGAAGAUUCAGAUAAAACUGAGUUGCUUGCUGGACAAAAGAAAAGUGCCCCUUUCUGGACCUUUGAGUAUUAUCAAACAUUUUUUGAUGUUGAUACUCGUCAGGUUCUAGAUAGAAUUAAAGGAUCAAUUUUGCCUAUACCUGGCCGUAAUUUUGUGAGGCUGUACAUUCGCAGUAAUCCUGAUCUGUAUGGUCCUUUCUGGAUAUGUGCCACACUAGUGUUUGCGAUUGCAAUAAGUGGAAAUAUCUCCAACUUUAUUCUGCACCUUGGUGACUCAUCUUACAACUAUAUGCCAGAAUUUAGAAAAGUUUCCAUUGCUGCUACUGCAAUCUACUCGUAUGCCUGGCUAGUUCCUCUGGCCCUCUGGGGUUUUUUGGCAUGGAGAAAUAACAAAGUUGUGAACAUUGUCUCUUACUCUUUCUUGGAGAUCGUGUGUGUUUAUGGCUAUUCAUUGUUCAUCUACAUUCCAAUAGCUAUCCUUUGGAUAAUUCAGAAUGAGUGGGUUCGAUGGGCCUUGGUAGUUUUUGCUAUGUGCCUUUCAGGGUCCGUCUUGGUAAUGACUUUCUGGCCUGCCGUAAGAGAUGAUAAUCGAAGAGUUGCCAUAGCUACUGUUUCAGCAAUUGUUCUUCUCAAUUCUCUUCUUGCUGUUGGCUGCAAGGUAUAUUUUUUUCAUCCACCUGAUAUGAAAAUUAAUCUUCCCCUUUCUGAUGCAACUGUUGUGCCUUUCAGUAACCAGACACGUGCAGCUGGAAGGACUCAUUAGGAGUCAAGUACUACCUCCUUCCCAGAUCACCAGAAAACAGGAGAAAUCUACACAAUUCAGAGACAGAGAUUUAAGUCAAGCCAUGGAUCACAGAGAAACCCAGUUUUUUCAGGAUUCCACAAUACAUCUUCCUGCUCGAGGCCUCUCCCUAAGAUCAGGGUCUCAUUUAGGGAGAAAUUUUCCUCGAGGAAGACCAAGAAGAACACGGAAUCGCUGAACAUUUCAGAUGCAUCUACUUCGAAUGUUGACUUGUUUCCCAAUUCUGACAUAUUUAGCUAUUCAAACACUGAAGUGUUUCAUUUAACUGAUAGGAACCUUGAUGAUAGUUGUUAGUCUUAUAAAAUUGGGGUUCUCUUUCAUUCCUGCUCGUCGUGUAGACAUUUCUUCCCUUCCAUUAGAUCUUAGGCUAUAUGUUAGAAAGUUGAACCUUAAAUUAUUACAUCUUAAAAAUACUGCUAAUGAUGAUGUUGAUGAUGAUGAUGAUAUUAGUAAUGACCAUACUGAUUCUAUACUGAAACUACCGAUCAGAAACAGCCUUUAUAAUACCCCUUUAUGUAAUACUUUACAGAUUUUUUUAAAACUAUGUGAGAAAGACUUACGUCACCUGUUGACUGUUAAAGAUACACACAAAUGGUUUAAUCUGUCUAAUUCUCAAUUGUCUGCUUUACAUACUUUAAUUAGUGAUAAAUCCCUAAGAAUAAUGAAAGCUGACAAGGGCUAUGGUAUUGUUUUAAUGGAACAGAAUAGAUAUACUCAGACCUUAUUAAAAUGUCUAACCAACAGUGAAUUUUACUCCCCUGCUUCUAUGUCUGAUGUUGAAAAGGCCUUUUUAACCACUGACAAUAAAUACCAUUACAGAUUUACAUGACAAUUUAAUUUCAGAAAUGGAAGUUUCCUUUAUGAAUGUCACUAAUCCACACCUUGGAAAAUUUUUUGGGAUCCCUAAGAUCCAUAAAGAUCUUGUUAACCCUUCUUUUAGACAUAUUGUGUCAAAAAAAAACUGAGGGUAUAGCUAAAUAUAUAGAUUUAAUUUUAAAUCCAGUUGUACAGAAUUCCCCUUUUUUCCUAAGCGACUCAUGGGAUUUCUUAAAUUUGUUGCACGCAAAUCCACCCCCCUUGCUCUGACAUUAUUCUGGUUACCUUGGAUAUUGAAUCUUUAUACACUAAUAUUCCUCAUGACAUGGGUAUUUCUUAUCUAAACAACUAUCUUAAGUGUACUAAUUUUUCUUCAGAUAGAAUUAAUACAAUCAGUACUUUAACUUCUUUAGUUUUAUCUAGCCAUUUUCUUUUAUUUCACAGACAUUUAACUAACAAUUUUCUUUUAUUUCACAGACAAGAUAUUUCAUCAGACUAAGGGUGUUGCUAUGGGAGCUAAAUUAGCACCAGCCUAUGCUAAUUUGGUACUAGCUUGGUGGGAAAUUAAUUCUUUGGUAUCUCUACCAGAUUUUAAUCAGGUAUACCUUUGUAGAAAAUACAUUGACAGCCUGUUUUUUGUAUGGAGGGUUACUGAUAAUCUUCAUUUAUUUAUUAAUCAGAUAUCUAAUAGUAUCCCUUUCCUUAAAUUUAAAAUUUCAGUCAGUGGUAAGGUAGUUAGCUUUCUAGACAUACAAAUCACUUUUAAUUCCAACACACUUUCUUGGCCAUCCUCUAUUUAUAGGAAAAGUACCUUCAGAAAUAAUUAUUUACACUACUCCAGUGUGCACCCCCAGUUUAUUAAGCACAACAUGGCUAAAGGGCAAUAUAUUAGACUUUCCAGAAUUAUUUCUGAUGAUUCCUCCUUUUUAAAUGAAUGUCUUAUUUUCACUAAAUUCUUAUUGGAUAGAGGAUACCAUAAUAGCUUGUUACAAUCUAUCUUUACAGAGAUUAAAUCACUAAGACACACCAAGUUUCCUCCCAUUAUAUUAAUUGGUUUUAUUCCUAAACACAACAAUGUACUUCCACAUCAUAACUAUAUACCUCCCACACCUACAGGUCUCUCUCCUUCUCAGCAUUCUCCUACACCCACCAACACUGGAACCGAUAGUUGUUCUUAUUUCCCCAUUCCUAUAUGUAGAGACUCUAAUGCUAUUAAAAGAGUAUUUUGCAAUAAUUGGGAUAUUUUGACCUCUAGUCAGGAUAUCAAAUUUAAGUUGGGUUCCAGUCCUGUUUUUACACACAAGAAAAUUAAAUCUCUACAGUUAAUGUUAGAAAAUAGAGACCACCCCUUUUUAGUAUCUCCACCAGUUGCUCACCAAAUUCAAGGUAUGUUCAUUUGUAAUAAAUGCAUAGUUUGUAAAUGGAUCUUCACUGGUAGUAGUUAUACCUUUAAACACAACAAUUUUUUAGUUGAAUUUAAAGGCUAUUUUGAUUGUAAUUCUAUGUUUGUUGUAUACACUGCUAUUUGUACCACCUGUUUUUCAUUCUAUAUUGGCAAAACCAUACGUAAGCUGUCUACCAGAAUUAAAGAACACCUUACAGCUAUUAGAAAGAGCGAUCCUAAUAAUGCAUUAGCUAAACACAGCAUUUCUUUUACUACCUUUACUGGAUUUAAUUUCUUUGUAUUAGACUGUGUACCUUUAGUUUUUGGAGACAAAAACAUUUACUUGGAGGUUAAAUAAUUACGUUGGCAACUUUUGUUAAAUGCUGAAGCUCCCCCAGGCUUAAAUGAACACUUAAACAUAUUAGAUGUGCUUUGAAGUGGAACUUAUAACCUUAAGCAGUUACUCCUUAUCUGGUAUCACUUAGGGAUUAUAAUUUUCUAUUACAUAUUCAUGAUUUACUGUACAUUAGUUGAAUAUUCAUGCUUCACUGUUCUCAUGAAUAUUCAUGAUUCUAUGAGUAUGGCUCCUCAUUGGUUCUAUUUGUUUGAUGUCACUAACUCAUUAUUUUUCCUUAUAUACUGACAGUUUCAACUGUGAUUUUAUGCAUUCUGAUGAAGUCCGGCACAAUAAAACUGGAUAAAAGCACUAAA
Messenger RNA from Protopterus annectens (West African lungfish), 4068 nucleotides. RefSeq names its product Yip1 domain family member 1 (gene YIPF1). The coding region runs from base 186 to 1118 and encodes 310 amino acids. Gene Ontology annotation, biological process: vesicle-mediated transport. NCBI's taxonomy places the organism in Eukaryota, Metazoa, Chordata, Ceratodontiformes, Protopteridae. The record is from RefSeq and is a predicted model, not a curated record. Gene Ontology annotation, cellular component: Golgi apparatus; membrane. The transcript is spliced from 10 exons. Gene Ontology annotation, molecular function: small GTPase binding.